This is a messenger RNA of Rhagoletis zephyria (snowberry fruit fly), 1822 nucleotides long. The record is from RefSeq and is a predicted model, not a curated record. NCBI's taxonomy places the organism in Eukaryota, Metazoa, Arthropoda, Insecta, Diptera, Tephritidae.
AUGCCUCCCCGAAGAAGUACUCGAGUUUCCAGCAAGUACUUUCCGCCAAAAGACUCGGAAUCGGAAGAAGAUGACAAAGAGGAAUCGGAUUAUGAUCCAUCGGAUGAUAGUGACGUGAAUGAAGCUUGGAGUGGCGCCAAAACGACUCGCAAACGUAAAUCCACCGAUAUGGGAGGAAAGAAGGCUAACGCUAAAAAGCCAAACCCACCUAAAAAGCCAAAGCCAGCUAAAAAGACAAACCCAACUAAAAGCUCUGCCAAGGAAAGCCGAAAAAAAGGAAAAGCUGUACCAGUCAACGAGGACCUUGAACUUGAUCGAAAUAAUAACAAAGAUGGUUCGAUGGACGAUGAUGACAGUGACGAUGAUGACACCGCAGACUGGGAAGAGGUCAAGGACGCUGAAGUUUUUGACAUUGACUCGUACCAGCCAGAGUUGCCGAACAACUUGAAGAUAACAGUUGAAAAGCCAAAAAAGCAAAAGAACCAAGGUGAUUGGGUGGAACGCCUUAUACGCCAAGAAAUAAACCGAAUUCGAAAAAAUGUUCAAUUUUCCGUGCACAAAAGUCAUCUGUUGCUGCUCAUGGGCCGUCUUCGCUACCUAAACUCGCUGGCGAAUGACCCGAUCAUUCGAGGUCUGGCUCUUUCAAUCAUUCCGAAGAAAUUUAAACUCUCCAAAGAGCCAGUUGACAAAAGUGUCGAAAAGUUAUUCAAUUUCGUCAACAAAGAGUUUGAGCUGAACAUUAAUCUUGAACGUGAAACUGAUCGUUUUCCUUACCUUAGCAUUAUUUCUAGUUUUACCUCAAAAACUAUUACUUCUCAAAUUGUGUUCGCCCUCGUGAUGGUCGCCGUUUGUCGUAUACUUCGUUUACCUUCUCGCCUUUGUUAUUUCCUAAAUCCAGUACCGGUUAAAGCUUCUAAUUUGAUCACUAAAAAGACCAAGCUAAAGAAGGUCAACACUGGCUCAGCAUCAAGCGGCACCUCCUCUGUUUUUUCUGUUGAUUAUGAUUCUGAUAAUGAAGACCGCGAUUCAUCUCAAGAUUGGAAGUACAAUUACCACUGGAUGGAAGUUUUUGACAAAAGCAAAAAACAGUUGGAGGACGACUGGUGGGAAAAGACACUGAAACUGUUUCAACGUCCCAAAUCCUCAAUGUACGACGACGCAGACAAGAAAGAGUUUGACAAAAUAUUGUCAAAAGCGCCAUUGCCAAAGACACUUAGCGGCUUCAAGAAUCAUCCAUUGUUUGUACUUCAGCGCGAUAUACUCAAAUUUCAGGCCAUCUAUCCACCUGACGCCCCGACACUUGGUUUCUUUAACGAAAUGCCAGUUUUUUCACGCGACUGUGUUCACCUUCUCAAAUCUCGCGAAACUUGGCUUCGUUCUGCUCGAACAGUGAAAGUUGGAGAGGAUCCUUACAAAGUGGUCGACUCUCGCUUCAAAAACGACGAUAAGCGCGGCAGAAAGGCUAAGCUUGAUUUGUUUGGGGAAUGGCAAACUCAGCAAUACGAGCCGCCAGUUGCGAAAGACGGCAUCGUUCCUAGAAAUGCCUACGGAAACGUCGAACUGUUUCAGGAAUGUAUGCUACCUUAUGGUACAGUGUACUUGAAGCAACAGGGACUGCCGCGUUUAGCUGCCAAACUGAAAAUCGACUAUGCGCCUGCUGUUACUGGCUUUGAUUGCGUCAAAAAUCACCGAAUCACGCGUCCCAUAAUCGAAGGAGUGGUAGUCUGUGAAGAGUACAAAGACAUCCUGCUUGAUGCAUGGAACGAAAAGCAGGAGAUUGAUCGUCAGAAGAAGGCAGCAGAUCGCAAGAAGCGCAUCUACA